AUGACUUUAGACUACGAGAUUUACAAAGAAGGAGGUAUUUUGAACAAUCGAUAUCAAAAAAUAGAGGAUAUCAGUGAAGGUUCAUAUGGCUAUGUAUCAUUGGCUAAAGAUGUUAGAGAAAAAAGAUUGGUUGCAGUCAAAUAUAUUUUCAAAUUAGAAGAUGACGGCCAAUUUGAUAACCCUGAGGACGACAAUAAUGAUUGUAGUGAUGGCGAUUGUGAUGAUGAUGAAGAGACGAAAGUUGAUACUGACUGUCAUGAAAAUGAAGAUGGUAAUGCCACUAGUAAUAACGGAUCAAGUAGAGAGAAGAAACACAAUCUGUACAAACACAAAAAGUCUUUAAUCUCUUCGAAAGUUAAAUCAAGACUAUCUAAUAACAUUUGUCUUGAGGCCAUGUAUGAAGUUGACAUUCAAACGAAAAUUGGCAGACACGAAAAUAUUGCAGCUCUGUUAGAUUUUUUUGAUUCUUACAUCAUCAUGGAAUACUGUUCUGGCGGUGAUUUAUAUGAGGCGAUCAAAGCCGAUGCUGUACCCAAGAAAACUAAAUCGAUCACUCAUAUUAUUACACAAAUCAUGGAUGCAAUUGAAUACGUUCAUAACAAGGGUAUUUACCAUCGUGACAUAAAACCUGAGAACAUUUUAAUUUCUGGAAUUGAUUGGACAAUCAAACUUACGGACUGGGGAUUGGCUACUACGGAUAAGACGUCUAUGGACAGAAAUGUCGGCAGUGAAAGAUAUAUGUCCCCGGAGUUGUUUGAUAGUAACUUGGAUAUCAAUGAAAGAAAGGAACCUUAUGAUUGUGCCAAAGUAGAUUUAUGGGCUAUGGGUAUUGUUUUCCUUAAUAUUGUAUUCCAUAAGAAUCCUUUCAGUAUUGCUAAUCAAUCCGACAAAUCAUUCUGUUAUUUCGCCGCUAAUAGAGAGGCGUUAUUUGAUGUAUUUUCCACCAUGGCUUACGAUUUCUUCCAAGUUUUAAGAUAUAGUUUAACCAUUGACCCCGCUAAUAGGGAUUUAAACAUGAUGAGAACUGAACUACAAAACUUAUCUGAAUAUACUUUAGAUGAUGAAUACUACAAUAACUUGGAUGAAGGAUAUGAAGAAACUAUGGUUGACGGUUUGCCUCCUCAACCCGUUCCUCCAUCUUCUGCGCCCGUGUCAUUACCUACCCCCAUUUCAUCCAGUAGCAAACAACAUAUGACAGAGUUUAAAAAAGAUUUCAAUUUCAAUAAUGUGAAUGAAAGAAAACGUUCAGAUGUCUCCCAAAAUCAAAAUGUUGGAAACGGCUUCUUUAAGAAACCGUCUACACAACAGCAGAAAUUUUUCAGUCAGGGUUAUAAUAAUACGACAUUAUCUCCUCACGAAAGGGCUAAAUCUGCUCCUAAGUUCAAAUUUAAGAAGCGCAAUAAGUACGGGAAAACUGAUAAUCAACAUCCUAAACCAGUCAAUAUUGAGGAUAGAAAGAAAAGUAAAAUUUUGAAAAAAUCAAGGAAACCUCUUGGCAUACCAACACCCAAUACACACAUGAAUAAUUUUUUCCAUGACUAUAAAGCAAAGGAUGAAUUCAACACUAGAGAUUUUUUUACUCCUCCAAGUGUCCAGCACAGGUAUAUGGAAGGGUUUUCAAACAACAAUAAUAAACAGUACAGGCAGAACCGUAACUAUAACAAUAACAACAACAAUCACGGAAAUAAUUAUAAUAAUUUUAACAAUGGUAAUAGCUAUAUAAAGGGCUGGAACAAAAACUUCAACAAAUACAGAAGGCCUAGUUCCUCCAGUUAUAGCGGUAAAUCACCACUUUCAAGGUACAGCAUGAGCUAUAACCAUAACAAUAAUAGUUCUGUAAAUGGUUAUGCAAGACGUGGUUCCACUACCACAGUCCAACACUCACCAGGCGCUUAUAUUCCACCGAAUGCUAGGAACCAUCACGUAAGUCCAACGAAUCAGUUUUUGAGAGUUCCACAAUCUACUGCUCCCGAUAUUUCUACCGUUUUAGGUAGCAAGCCUUCAUACCAGGAACACUACAACCAGGAUAUUAUGGAUUCCGAGGGCGAUCACGAUUCAGACGACGUUUUAUUCACUCUCGAAGAAGGCGAUCAUGAUUUUGUCAAUGGUAUAAACAACUUAUCCAUAAAUGAUCAGUUACCACAUGCAACGGCAAGCAGUCACAAUGAAGUAUAUUCUCAUGCAAACAACAAUCACAGCAGUAGCGGCAGUAACAACAACCAUGAUAUCGGCACUACUAGUAAUACUAAUCAAUAUCAUAGACAAUAUAUUCCACCUCCUUUAGCAACGUCAUUGCAUAUCAACAAUAACAAUAAUGAAUCUAAUGAACUACCGGAUUUACUAAAAUCACCAGCAUCAUCUGAAGCACAUUUAAACUUAUCUUCCGGACCAAUUGACCCAAUUUUAACAGGUAAUAUUGACAAUCGGUUUUCACGCUCAUCUGAUUCUAAAGAAGAAGAGCAGGAGCGCAGACUCAGUAUGGAACAAAAAUUCAAAAAUGGGGUUUACGUUCCACCUCAUCAUAGGAAGAGUUUCAAUUUGGGAACUCAAAUACCUCCUGUGAAUAUGAAGACAAGUAACGAGGCCACGUUGUCAGUUUCGCAUAAUUCUGUUAAUUUUGGUGGAUCUUACAAUUCAAGGCGUUCCAGUGUCAAUGAAUCUAAUCCACUGCAUAUGAAUAAAGCACUUGAGAAGUCGCCCGCUUCGCCAGGGGCUAAGAGCUCCUUUGUUGGGUUUCCUAAACCUUUAUUACCUCGUAAUCAUUCAAGCACUACGAUUGCGUUGCAAAAUGAAGACGUAUUUGCAGAUUCCAACAACGACGCCAUAAUUUUCGAAGACGAAGAAUACGAAGGAGAAAGUGACAAGAUGGCACAUGGCAAAAUGGAAGGUGAGGACAACGAAUCCUCGUCGACAUCUCCUGAUGAAAGGCAAAUCUUCGGUCCUUAUGAAAUUUAUGCUCAAACUUUCGCCGGGCCCACUCACGGUAAAAAAUUAGGAGCUGGCAGAAAGUCUAGUAUCCAGGAUGAAAUGGUCGGAUCAUUAGAACAAUACAAGAAUAAUUGGUUAAUUCUACAGCAGCAAGAUUAA
Messenger RNA from Saccharomyces paradoxus, 3087 nucleotides. It is a transcript of the gene KSP1, whose product is annotated as putative serine/threonine protein kinase KSP1. Gene Ontology annotation, biological process: protein phosphorylation; meiotic recombination checkpoint signaling. NCBI's taxonomy places the organism in Eukaryota, Fungi, Ascomycota, Saccharomycetes, Saccharomycetales, Saccharomycetaceae. Gene Ontology annotation, cellular component: nucleus; cytoplasm. Gene Ontology annotation, molecular function: protein serine/threonine kinase activity; ATP binding. The coding region runs from base 1 to 3087 and encodes 1028 amino acids. The record is from RefSeq and is a predicted model, not a curated record. The transcript has a single exon.